Molecule: messenger RNA, 5301 nt
Organism: Sodiomyces alkalinus F11
Lineage: Eukaryota; Fungi; Ascomycota; Sordariomycetes; Glomerellales; Plectosphaerellaceae
Exons: 16
Coding region: 1-5301 (1766 amino acids)
Cellular component (GO): cell periphery; cell septum
Molecular function (GO): chitin synthase activity
Source: RefSeq, a predicted model, not a curated record
AUGGUGAUCCCAGACCAAAAAGAGGGCCCCCUUUUCUUGCCCGAUCUUUUCCCUUCGUUGUUCGGCACUCGACACCAAAAUCAUCAGCCCCUUCUCGACUCUCCCUAUCCCCAUUCCCAUUUUCUUUUCCUUACCCCGGGCCCGCCCGACUCACUUUCCAUCGACCUCCCCUCGAUUUCUCGACCCCGAAUUUGUGUCGCCAACACGAAAGACUCGAAUUCGGACGGACACCCGUGUAGCAUUGCACAUCACGAAUCCUCCCUUGCCGUCUCGAGCAACGAUACGACGUGCGACUCGACCGAAACGUUAAAACUACACGCACUCCAAAACCCGUGGACUGCACUGCGGAACUUCGACUCGGGCGACGAAGGCGGUUCACGACACGGUACAAGAGGCAAGAAGUGCCCCGGCCUGUGGAAGGAAACUUUGAACGGUGUUGACUGCAUUCUGAACGACCCGACCGCUUUGCCCCUCGCUGCAAAUCCGUGUCACAUCCGCGGUUUCUCGUCUCACCUUUUCUCCCACUCCCAUCUCACUCUCAUUCACCCUUUUUUUAUCUUUGUUGUUGUACAUUCUGCCAACUUGGUAUUCAAACCGCAACCGCAGAUUCGACAUCUCUCGAUUCCUGCUAACCUUACUCCGAUUUCCAGGACCAUGUCCCUUCCCGAAAGACCUGGGGCGAGCCCGUCGUACGAUCGAAAUGGAUACCGACAAUCACCUUCGCGACGUAACCGCCCGGUAGACAUUGAGACGGGAGGAUACUUCCCCGCAGAGGUUCCUCCUUCUCAUCAUCAACGUGGGCAAUCUGCGACUUCCUUCGCCGAAACGAUCGCCUCUCCUAAUGGUAACUCAGAGAACAUGCCUCUAUCCCCCACCGGCGAACCCCAGCCUUCCACCGACGCUCAGCCCUUCCAGCGGAAGAGAAGCCUCAUCAGGCCGGAGCGAAAUCGCAUCGACAAGGAUCAUCCGAAUUACUACUACAGGAAACAUGCCGCCAAAAUGAACACCGUCCCUUCGUCCACUGGAAACGACCCCAUCGUUGAGGAUAUCGAGGCGACCACCGACGUGUCGGGGGGUAGCCGAACCCAUACUUUCGAUGACCACUCGGACGUAUCCCCGCCGCGGCGCAGAAGGCAUAACAGCGCCGACCAGGAGAAGCACCCCCGCACUACGGCCAAGCGAAUGUCUCGCCAAAAAUCGAGCAAAAUCAUCAAGUCGAAGAAGCGGGCUCAGACUCCGGAGGAACAGAUUCGACCUCCCAGCUUCUGGAACGUCUACUGUGCCGUCGUCACCUUCUGGUGCCCCGAUUUCCUCCUAACAUGCUGCGGGAAACGUGCCAAGGCCGAACAGCGGGCGUGGAGGGAGAAGAUGGGUCUAAUCAGCAUUAUCCUCUUGAUCAUGGGUUUCGUGGGUUUCAUCACCUUCGGUUUCACUGCGGUGGUGUGCAGUGCUCCCCCGAUGCGAAUGAGGGUCAACGAAGUGACGGACGGCUACAUGAUCUUCCACGGCGUGGCCUACGACCUGACCAGGUCCCGCCACCCGCCUGCCGAUGGCAUACCUGCGAUUAACCGUAACACUGGCGCCAACCUCCUUUUCGACCUGCCGAACAUGGAUAACCGGGGCAAGGAUGGCAGCUUCCUGUUUCAGAACGUCAACGGCCGAUGCAAAGGUCUCAUCGACCUCGCCGAGGGGUCCGACGUGCCCUCCAACGACGAUGGCGACCUCGCCUGGUAUUUCCCCUGCAACGUCUUCAACCAGGACGGCUCGACCCAACCGAACCUGACGAUUCCGUACUAUCUCGGAUACGCCUGCCACACCACAAGCAACGCCCGCGACGCCUUUUACCUGAACAUGCGGAAAUCCGCCGACGUCUACUUCACCUGGGAGGAUGUGAGAAACAGCUCUCGCAAUCUGAUUGUGUACUCGGGCAGCGUGCUUGAUCUGAACCUGCUGAACUGGUUCAACUCGAGUCAGGUGACCAUCCCUGAUCGCUUCAGGGAGCUUCGGGACACAAACUCCCCGGUGAACCAGGCCAUCCGAGGCCGUGAUGUCACCCGUUCGUUCCAAUCCUCCGGCGAUAAGCAGAUUGCCGAAUGUUUCGAGGAGAUCAUCAGGGUCGGGUCUGUCGAUACGGACACCGUUGGCUGCAUUGCGUCGAGGGUUGUGCUCUACGUCUUCCUAGCUCUCAUUCUGUCCGUCGUCGUAUCUCGCUUCGUCUUGGCCCUCAUUUUCCAAUGGUUCAUCAGCCGCAACUACGCUGCCGCCAAGACGUCUCAGUCCAGCGACAAGCGGAAGCGGAACCAACAGAUCGAGGAUUGGUCCAACGACAUUUAUCAGCCGCCUCCAAGGAUCACCGGCGACAUCGGCAGCAGUGUCGGCGGCUCGGAUCGCAGCAGCAGCAAGCGUGGAAGCUCGUUUCUGCCUACGACAUCUCGCUUCUCUGCCGUCUACGGUGCCGAACGGAUCAGUCCUUCGGCCAAGCGCGUGCCAACUACCAUGUCGAGCUCUGGUGGUGGGAGCCAGCUCCUCCACCCCAACUCGAUGUAUCGCCAGGGUAACGACAGCCGGAGCAGCUUCCUUCGUUCGGACCCUUACGCCAGCAACGUCAGCCCCAGCGAUGGACCUGGUCCGGCUGGGUUCAUCCACGAGGCCGUGGUCCCUCAGCCACCGGCGGACUGGAUGCCCCACGGUUUCCCGCUCGCCCACGCCAUCUGCCUCGUCACGGCCUACUCCGAGGGAGAACUUGGUAUCCGCACGACACUCGACUCGAUCGCCAUGACCGACUACCCCAACAGCCACAAGGUGAUCGUCGUUAUCUGCGACGGUAUCAUCAAGGGUAAGGGCGAGAAGGCGUCCACGCCGGACUAUGUCUUGGGUAUGAUGAAAGACCAGACUGUGCCCCCCGAGGAAGUACAGCCUUUCUCGUAUGUUGCGGUGGCCAGCGGUUCGAAGCGGCACAACAUGGCGAAGAUCUACGCUGGAUUCUACGACUAUGGGGCCAAGUCUGCGAUUCCGGUCGAUAAACAGCAGCGCGUUCCCAUGUUGACCGUGGUCAAGUGCGGUACCCCCGACGAGGCUCACAAAUCGAAACCCGGCAACCGCGGCAAGCGUGACAGUCAGAUCAUCCUCAUGUCGUUCCUCCAGAAGGUCAUGUUUGAUGAGCGUAUGACGGAGCUCGAGUUCGAAAUGUUCAACGGACUCUGGAAGGUGACAGGGAUAUCGCCGGACUUCUAUGAAACGGUUCUCAUGGUCGACGCCGACACCAAGGUCUUCCCCGACAGCUUGACCCACAUGAUGUCGGCUAUGGUCAAGGAUCCCGAGAUCAUGGGGCUCUGCGGCGAGACCAAGAUCGCCAACAAGCGAGACAGCUGGGUCUCGGCUAUCCAGGUGUUCGAGUACUUCAUCUCGCAUCACCUGGCCAAGUCGUUCGAGUCCGUUUUUGGCGGUGUCACCUGUCUGCCCGGCUGUUUCUGCAUGUAUCGGAUCAAGGCGCCGAAGGGGGCGCAGAACUACUGGGUACCCAUCCUGGCCAACCCGGACGUGGUGGAGCACUACUCGGAAAAUGUGGUCGACACGCUCCACAAGAAGAACCUGCUGCUGCUCGGUGAGGAUCGGUUCCUGAGUACACUGAUGCUGAAAACAUUCCCCAAGCGGAAGCAAGUGUUCGUCCCGCAGGCCGUCUGCAAGACCACCGUCCCCGACACAUUCAUGGUCUUGUUGUCCCAGCGUCGACGAUGGAUCAACUCUACUAUUCACAAUCUCAUGGAGCUGGUGCUCGUUCGAGAUCUGUGCGGUACUUUCUGCUUCAGCAUGCAGUUUAUCGUUUUCAUCGAGUUGAUGGGCACAUUGGUCCUUCCAGCUGCCAUUGCAUUCACUUUCUAUAUUGUCAUUAUUUCGAUCAUCAACUCACCACCCCAAAUCAUCCCACUCAUUCUUUUGGCGCUCAUUCUCGGUCUCCCGGCGGUGCUGAUCGUGGUGACGGCGCACUCGUGGUCCUACCUCGUCUGGAUGCUCAUCUACCUCGUCUCCCUCCCGAUUUGGAACUUUGUCCUGCCGACGUAUGCCUUUUGGAAGUUUGACGACUUCUCGUGGGGCGAUACUCGAAAGACGGCGGGCGAGGCGUCGAAGAAGGGAGGGCACGAGGCCGAGGGCGAGUUCGACAGCAGCAAGAUCACGAUGAAGCGCUGGGCCGAGUUUGAAAGGGACCGGCGCACGAAGAACAACUACUGGGGCUCCAAGGAGAACGUAGUGGGCGGGGGGAGAAGCUGGUCGAUGCAUCAGCCGCAGGGCCAACAACGGGGUCCGCUUCAGGGAAGUGUAAUCAGGUUCUGGACGUCGGGAUUUCGCGACGGCCGCGGCAUGUUCAUGGCUGCUGGUGUUCUUUUUCUGUGCAUGGCUUGUGUUGACUUUGGGGUCUCGAAUCAUGUCACCUUGAGCAGCCGGGAAAUGGUAAUUGGGAGCGACGGCGGGGUUCAUCGGCGUGGGUCGCCUCUGGGUCUCUACCCCGAAGGGAAAGACAAAGCGAGAAAGAGCGGCAUCGGCAGUUGUGUCCGGAGCACGGGGACAUGGAUCAUCGUAUGGCUGACAGCCACCGACAGCUACCUAGCGCUGGUGGGGCGACCCGUCUCUUUCGUCUACCUCCGUACCGUGCCUUACUCUCCCAACAACCACCACUACCACCACCGACACAUCGCUCGAUCAGGAUCUAGGGGCUCGGACAAGCAUCAACAACGCUUCAGUGCCCCGAUCACCAGCUCCGAGUUGCUUUACGAAGAUCGCACCUGGCAGCCUUCAGGUUACCAAUUAAUUCAUUGUGCCCUGAUUUAUCAGCCCCUGUGGUUCAAAUUUCGCGGUCCCAGCCGUCACGUCACCCGACCGACCGACAACCCUCGUUUGAUUGCGACACCAUCUCGGCCGAUUCAACAACCUUACAACCUCGCUUUCGCCGUUUUCAAAAUUCCACAAAAUCUGGUCGACCCAUCACCCAAGUUUUUGGGUUUUCUUACCGUGCCACCGGUCCCUUCAUGCCCACCAAACACCCGAUAUUACACCACCUUGGCCAACUACCACGAUCGUCUGAACCGACAUUCGACCUGUGCUUCUACCGCUUCUACCUCCUCCCCCACGUCCGUUCCUCAAAAAGCACGCGGCGAACGUCUCGUUUGGACGACGACUACUGAAACGACAACGAACGGUGACGGCAGCGACGGCAGCGACGACAGCGACGGCAGCGACGACAGCGACGACAGCGACGACAGCAAGGACAACGGCCCACAUCAAACCACCCUGCCGACGCAGUAG